Molecule: messenger RNA, 207 nt
Organism: Aspergillus niger
Lineage: Eukaryota; Fungi; Ascomycota; Eurotiomycetes; Eurotiales; Aspergillaceae
Exons: 2
Coding region: 1-207 (68 amino acids)
Source: RefSeq, a predicted model, not a curated record
AUGGUGAAGCUCGUUUCAGGAAAGGUCUUUAUGAACAGAAGGCUUCUAGUCCUGAGAAACGGCGUCUGUUGUUAUAUUCUCUUGCGGACUCGACAUCUAGUAUGGACUGAUCGUGGAAGAAACUACAAACAUGGAAGAAAAGAACAAGAGGAACAGAGAAGACAAAUACGAAGCUGGCAGUGUGUCGAACAGCCGAGCAAGGAGUAG